Oryctolagus cuniculus (rabbit) is the source of this 1850-nucleotide messenger RNA. The record is from RefSeq and is a predicted model, not a curated record. NCBI's taxonomy places the organism in Eukaryota, Metazoa, Chordata, Mammalia, Lagomorpha, Leporidae.
CGAGCAACUCUUGUCUCCCCAGCUGACUCGGGUGCUGGCACCUUGGCCGUGUUUAUGGCCAGCAGCGGAACCGCAGAGGUCGCAAAUCGGAACAGCGCAGCCACACCGCCCAACACCCUGAACCUCCGCUCCUCCCACAAUGAACUGUUGAACGCCGAAAUCAAGCACUCGGAAACCAAGAACAGCACCCCUCCCAAAUGCAGGAAGAAAUAUGCACUGACUAACAUCCAGGCGGCCAUGGGCCUCUCGGACCCAGCCGCCCAGCCCCUGCUGGGAAAUGGCUCUGCCAACAUGAAGCUGGUGAAGAACGGGGAGAACCAGCUCCGCAAGGCUGCCGCAGGGCAGCAGGACCCCAACAAGAACAUCAGCCCCACGGCCAGCAUCAACAUAACUUCUGAGAAGUUAGAGGGCAAAGAGGCCCCCCCGCAGGAGUCCUCGGCCUGCGAGAUUUUACCCGCCCAGCCCAGGAGAACUAAGAGCUUCCUAAAUUACUAUGCAGACCUGGAAACCUCGGCCCGAGAGCUAGAGCAGAACUUGGGCAACUGCCCCGGGGCUGGGGAAGAGAAGUCCCCGGCGGGCCAGGGCCAGGCCUCCACCAUCGCCGGGAAUGGCGAGUUGCUGCUGCAGAAACCAAGCAAGCGCCAGACCAGCCCUGAAGAUGGCCAGGUAGCCACCGUGUCCUCCAGCCCAGAGACCAAGAAGGAUCACCCUAAAACGGGAGCCAAAACCGACUGCGCGCUCCACCGGAUCCAGAACCUGGCGCCGAGCGACGAGGAGUCGAGCUGGACCACCUUGUCGCAGGACAGCGCCUCCCCCAGCUCCCCGGAUGAAACAGAUAUAUGGAGUGACCACUCGUUUCAGACCGACCCGGAUUUACCGCCCGGCUGGAAGAGAAUCAAUGACAUCGCUGGGACCUACUACUGGCACAUCCCCACAGGAACCACGCAGUGGGAGCGGCCUGUCUCCGUGCCGGCCGACCUUCAGGGCUCACGCAAAGGCUCUCUUAGUUCUGUAACGCCAUCUCCCACCCCAGAGAACGAGAAACAGCCAUGGAGUGAUUUUGCUGUUCUGAAUGGGGGAAAGAUUAAUAGUGACAUUUGGAAGGAUUUGCACGCGGCCACCGUUCACCCAGACCCCAGCUUAAAAGAGUUUGAAGGAGCGACGCUACGCUAUGCAUCUUUGAAACUCAGAAACGCCCCUCAUUCUGAUGACGAUGAUUCCUGUAGUAUCAACAGUGACCCAGAAGCCAAGUGUUUCGCUGUGCGCUCGCUGGGGUGGGUGGAGAUGGCAGAGGAGGACCUCGCGCCCGGGAAGAGCAGCGUUGCCGUCAACAACUGCAUCAGACAGCUCUCCUACUGCAAAAACGACAUCCGCGACACGGUCGGCAUCUGGGGCGAGGGGAAGGACAUGUACCUGAUCCUGGAGAACGACACGCUCAGCCUCGUGGACCCCAUGGACCGCACGGUGCUGCACUCCCAGCCCAUCGUGAGCAUCCGCGUGUGGGGCGUGGGCCGCGACAAUGGCCGGUGAGUCCCUGGGCCGCGGCCGGCGGCCGCUCAUAGCUUAACUCCUCAGUGUGCUGUCCCGGCACCUCCCCGGGCACGGCACCGGACGGAGCCUCGCGGGGACAAGCGGAAAGCAUCGCCUGGCUUGUCUCUCUGCCUUGCCAGCCCUCCCAGCCGCUGCACUUCCGGCUCCUCCACCCCACCCGCACCCUGCUCUCCUACGUCUUUCUCCCCUGCCCGCCCUCAUUCGGCCAAGCCGCUAACCGUCCCACAAGUCCAGACUUCUUAUUUUCUCUUCUCGCAGCCUUCUAACAAAUUCCUUUCCAUGGCAUUCGGUGGAGUCUC